Molecule: messenger RNA, 1631 nt
Organism: Micropterus dolomieu (smallmouth bass)
Lineage: Eukaryota; Metazoa; Chordata; Actinopteri; Centrarchiformes; Centrarchidae
Product: actin, cytoplasmic-like
Exons: 9
Coding region: 118-1245 (375 amino acids)
Source: RefSeq, a predicted model, not a curated record
CGCUAAUAAAACCGGUGCGCUUUGGUCCAGGAUGCUGCAUUCACAGAGAACACCUGGGGCAGAGGAACACCUGCAAGACUUCACCUCCAGAUACACCCGAGACUCACCUGCACAGAAAUGGAAGAUGAUGUUGCUGCCCUCGUUGUUGACAACGGCUCUGGCAUGUGCAAGGCUGGUUUCGCUGGAGAUGACGCCCCCCGUGCCGUCUUCCCGUCAAUUGUUGGCCGUCCCAGACACCAGGGUGUGAUGGUGGGAAUGGGACAGAAGGACAGCUAUGUUGGAGAUGAGGCACAGAGCAAGAGAGGCAUCCUGACCCUGAAGUACCCCAUCGAGCACGGCAUCGUCACCAACUGGGAUGACAUGGAGAAGAUUUGGCAUCACACCUUCUACAAUGAGCUCCGUGUUGCUCCUGAGGAGCAUCCAGUCCUGCUGACUGAGGCGCCACUCAACCCCAAGGCCAACAGGGAGAAGAUGACACAGAUCAUGUUUGAGACCUUCAACUGUCCUGCCAUGUAUGUGGCCAUCCAGGCUGUCCUGUCCCUGUACGCCUCCGGGCGUACCACAGGUAUUGUGAUGGACUCCGGUGACGGUGUCAGCCACACUGUGCCCAUCUAUGAGGGUUAUGCUCUGCCUCACGCCAUCCUCCGUCUGGACCUGGCUGGCAGGGAUCUGACUGACUAUCUGAUGAAGAUCCUCACUGAGAGAGGCUACAGCUUCACCACCACCGCUGAGCGUGAGAUUGUGCGUGACAUUAAGGAGAAGCUCUGCUAUGUGGCUCUGGACUUCGAGCAGGAGAUGCAGACAGCAUCUUCCUCUUCCACACUCGAGAAGAGCUACGAGCUUCCUGAUGGACAGGUCAUCACCAUCGGCAACGAAAGGUUCCGCUGUCCCGAGACUCUCUUCCAGCCUUCAUUCAUUGGAAUGGAGUCGGCUGGCAUCCAUGAGACGACCUACAACAGCAUCAUGAAGUGCGACGUGGACAUCCGUAAAGACCUGUACGCCAACACUGUGCUGUCUGGCGGCACCACCAUGUACCCUGGCAUCGCUGACCGCAUGCAGAAGGAGAUCACUGCCCUGGCCCCACCCACCAUGAAAAUCAAGAUCAUCGCUCCCCCAGAGAGGAAGUACUCCGUCUGGAUCGGCGGUUCCAUCCUGGCCUCCCUCUCCACUUUCCAGCAGAUGUGGAUCAGCAAGCAGGAGUACGACGAGUCUGGCCCAGCCAUCGUUCACCGCAAGUGCUUCUAGAAAGCUCAUGGCCCUCCUCUGCCCUAGCCGGGAAGUGGCAUUUCAACUGUUCCAUCCAGCUAGACAUGUGUCUGAUUUAUCUUGUGAAAGGACUAAAAUAUGGAGAUGCCACAAAAGAUAAAUCAAAUGGCCGCUCCUCAGCAACUUGUUGAACCUACAGCAUCUGAACAUGUUCCUCUGCCCGCAACUCUCUCAUUCUGGUGAUAAACUACUGAUGGUCAAACAAAACAGUAUUAUCACUAAUCCUAUUUCCCUACCUUUUCACUCUAUGCUAUGCAAUAUUGCAUGGCUUUUCCCCCUUGUCAGUUCUGUUGACUCCGCUAGAGUCGAACCAUCAGUACCCCAUGCAAUAGCUAUAAAUAAAAUGCCAACAUUUGAUGUUUAAA